Micropterus dolomieu (smallmouth bass) is the source of this 1794-nucleotide messenger RNA. Its product is annotated as interferon alpha/beta receptor 2-like. The record is from RefSeq and is a predicted model, not a curated record. NCBI's taxonomy places the organism in Eukaryota, Metazoa, Chordata, Actinopteri, Centrarchiformes, Centrarchidae. Bases 92 to 937 code for a protein of 281 amino acids. Gene Ontology annotation, molecular function: protein binding. The transcript has 8 exons.
CCUCUCUAUAUGUUGUGUGCUCUAACCCAAAAACAAGAGCUUAUCUUGCAUAAGAGAUUUAACUGUGAGCCAUACUGCAGUCCAUGGAUCCAUGAUGGGGUUGUGGAUGCUGCUUCUUCUGCAUUUACACCUUGGCAAUGCUCCCUGGAUUAAAGUGCUGUGUGCUUCCCUCCCCGCGCCUUCCAACGUCGCCAUCUCUUCCUUUAACAUGGAGCAUAAACUUAGCUUCCUACCUGGCCCCGGGACCCCCUCCAACACCCACUUCACUGUUGAAAUCCUUAAGCAGACCCACCUCAGGAAGAGCUUGUGGAGAUCAGUGACUGGAUGUUCUGAGCUGACUGCUGGACAGACAUGUAACCUAACCAGAGCGUUCAAGUACCCGUUCAGUCAGUACCGAGCCCGCGUCCAGGCCUUCACAUCCAUCCAGAGAUCCAACUGGACUGUGUCUGAGCAGUUCCAGCCUCUGUCAGACACUGUGCUGGGACCUCCUGAUGUGUCUGUGUCCGGCUGUGGGAACUGUUUGCUCCUGCAGCUCAGAGUUCCUACAACAAGGGGCCUCCAGUACCACCAGCAACUGAGGGACCUCUACAGAGAACUUGUCUUCCAUGUGCAAAGGACUAGGGAUGGUGCACAGUUCAGACUGAUUGUGCCUUACAAAGAGGAGAUCAUGAUCACAUACUUGCAGCCAGGUGUGGAGUACUGUGUGACCUUCUCCGUGACAGCGCUCUUCAACACCAACUCUGUCUCCAGUAAACCUCACUGUGCCUUCACCAGCCCUCCUCUGCACAGGAGCUCAUUGUACGUGGUCUUCAGCCUGCUGGGUGUGUUCUGUGCACUGGGGUUUCUCCUCAUCGGAUUGAUUGUCUACGGCGGUCAGCUGAGCUUCAAAUUACUAAGACACCUACCCAGAACUCUGUCAAAAAGGGAGCAUCCAUAGGCACAUGGACAGACUGUUCUACCUGAGUCAUACUUCCUUCUCCAUGGCCAGAAUGGUGGAUUGGACCUCCCGAACUCUCAGGCCAAAUUUCCGACUGCUCACAGUUGUGUGGAACCUGUGGGGGAUGUACGGUUUAGUAUCAGAGUGAGAUGUUUUGUAAAUUGUACUUAUCCAGUUUUAUGGCAAAAUUUCUAAUUUCCUCCGACUCCUCUUCGGAUUUUUUAAAUGAGUUUCAUGUGGAUGAAGUUACUGUCUGUGAAAGGACUUCCAUAUGCCCAAGAAUAACUGGGACAAAUGAGGAGGAAAAGAAUACACUUUGGAAAUGCCUUAACCGAUGCAUGAAAUUCAACCUGAACAGCUGAGACAUAUAGGAAUAAUCAUAAAAAGCCAGCUGCAUAGUUCAUGCAUUAGUUGGAGUAUUAUUACUGUAAAGAGUUAUUCUGUGUGUUUUAAGGGUAGAGUUUUAUCUUUUCUUAAAUGCUGUUGUCCAUUGUUCUAUCCUUCUUCAUUCUUUAUUUUGUUACUGCUGUUGCUGAUUUGUUUAUUCAACAAAUGUUUUUGGCUGUCUUGCCCUCAUCAGAGUGAUGAUGUCUUUUUAAGGUGCCUGGUGAGUGCAAGAUAUCAAAACCAUCUGGUGAAUUAAGUGUGGUGUGCUGGUGAAGAGUUGCAUGACUUGGUUAACAAAUGGACUAGCACCGAUGCUAACACAACAUUUGUAUAUGUGUGUGUUCUCAAUGUUAUAAACUGGAAAGCUUUUCAUCAGCCAUUAAUGUAAUUACAGUUCUUUCAUAGUCAUUUCCCCAAUAAAGAAAACUUCACCCAGUAAACAGAGAUAGUCUGCGGGUGUAUUAUCAGUG